AAAAAAAAAUUCAUCAGAAAAUCUCUCACUUCUUCAAAGCCCCAAAAUCAAAAUCUCUCUCAGUUCUGGCUAGGAUAGCUAGAUUCCUGCCACAACAAAAUGGAUAGCCGGAUCGAAGAUGACGACGGCGACUUUUUCGCACCAUUCACUACGCCUACUGGUGCUACCAAUACCCCUGCCGCCGGCGAGAACCGUGAUGAUUUCAAUCCUUUCAGUCAGGACUUCAUUUUCGCUCCGCCUUCGCCGCCGCCGCCGCCGCCGCCGCUACUGAGUCACGGCUCCGACAACGGCAGCGAGGACGAGCGUAGCAACAAUUUCAAUUUCGGCCUCGAUGAGACUCAAAGGACGCCGAAGAUCUUUGACCGGUUCUACGAGUCCUCGUCCGACGACGAGGACGAGGAGUUCAACCGCCAGAACGACGCUACUCAGAAACGCCUCGAUUACAUGAUCCAGUUCCUCGACCGGAAGCUAUCGUCGCCGGCCGGCUCCACCUCAUUCAGCAAUCGCAACAACACCGGCACUAAUCAGAACCAGCCUCUGCCUGAAUUUGCAGGGCGAGGUGGCGGCAGGGGCAUAUUCAAGCUCCCGGUUCGGGCAGCGGUUCAUCCGGACAGACCGCCGUCCAUCGAGUUGAGGCCUCAUCCGUUGAGAGAAACGCAAAUUGGGCGGUUUUUGCGGAAUAUUGUUUGCACGGACGAUGGAUCUCAGAUGUGGGCCGGGUCGGAAUGCGGGGUUCGUGUUUGGAACUUAACGGAUAUUUAUGGCGUAGCUCCUGAUGAGGAAUUGGACAACGAUACCGCACCGUUCUGUGAAUCAGUGCAGACCCCGCCCACGCUGUGCCUGGUAGGAGAUGCUGGAAACCGGGUCGUGUGGAGUGGACAUAAAGAUGGCAGAAUCCGAUGCUGGAAAAUGGACGACGCAGGUGGAAAUCAGGGGAAGUUUCCGGAAUUACUAUCGUGGCGGGCUCAUCGUGGUCCGGUUCUCUCUAUGGUCAUGACUUCGUAUGGUGAUUUAUGGUCUGGAUCUGAGGGGGGUGCUAUCAAGAUCUGGACUUGGGAAGCAAUUGAGAAAUCAUUUUCUCUAACAGCAGAGGAACGCCACAUGGCUCCUUUAUUAAUAGAGAGGUCAUAUGUGGAUACUAGGAACCAACUUACAAUUAAUGGCAAUAGUAUAUUCUCUGCUGAUGUCAGAUAUAUGGUGUCUGAUCAUUCUGGUGCGAAAGUGUGGACUGCUGGCUACCUUUCUUUUGCAUUAUGGGAUGCUCGGACUUGGGAGUUAUUGAAAGUCUUCAACAUAGAUGGCCAGAUUGAAAACAUCUCAGCAGUCCAAGAUCCUAUAGUGGAAGAAGAGUUGAGGAUGAAGAUUGUAUCAAAGAAGGAGAAAUCACAGACCUCCAUCAGUUUCUUUCAGCGAUCGCGUAAUGCUAUUUUGGGAGCAGCUGAUGCUGUUCGUAGAGUUGCAGUAAAAGGAGGUUUUGGUGAUGAUUAUCGGAGAACUGAAGCAUUGGUCAAAACAAUUGAUGGAAUGAUUUGGACUGGGUGUGCUAAUGGAUUACUUGUCCAAUGGGAUGGAAAUGGGAAUCGUGUGCAUGAAGUUCAGUACCAUACUUCUUCUGUUCAAUGCUUUUGUAUGUUUGGAUCACGAAUAUGGGUAGGAUAUGCUAGUGGUACUGUCCAGGUAUUGGAUCUUAAUGGUAAAUCACUUGGAGAAUGGUUAGCUCAUGGGAGUCCAAUUAUAGGUUUGGGUAUUGCAGAUGGCUAUGUUUUCACCUUGGCCAAUCACGGUGGUAUACGUGGGUGGAGUAUAUUAUCUCCAGGACCAAUUGAUGGUCUAUUGCAUUCAGAGUUGUCUGAGAAGGACUUUUUAUAUACGAGGAUAGAAGAUAUGAAAAUAUUGGCUGGUACAUGGAAUGUUGGACAAGAAAGAGCAUCUCAUGACUCACUCAUAUCAUGGCUAGGUUCUGCAGCUGCAGAAGCUGGUAUUGUUGUUAUUGGGCUGCAGGAAGUGGAGAUGGGUGCUGGUUUUCUUGCAAUGUCUGCUGCUAAAGAAACAAUGCAGGUAGGCCUUGAUGUAAGCUCUGCUGGGCAAUGGUGGUUGGACAUGAUAGGGAAAACUUUGGAUGAAGGAUCAACUUUUGUGCGUGUUGGCUCCAGGCAGCUGGCAGGCUUGCUUAUUGCUGUAUGGGUGAGAAGUAAUGUCAGUCGUCAUGUUGGGGAUGUUGAUGUUGCAGCAGUUCCAUGUGGUUUUGGACGCGCAAUUGGGAACAAGGGAGCUGUAGGUUUGAGAAUGAGGGUGUAUGGUCGUGUUAUCUGCUUUGUGAACUGCCACUUUGCUGCACACUUGGAGGCUGUUGGUCGCCGUAAUGCUGAUUUUGAUCACGUAUAUCGAACAAUGGCCUUCAGUCGGCCAUCUAACUUUCCCAAUGCUGCUGGUAUAGUGCUAUACCUAUUUUCGUCUUCUUUGCUUGCCUUGUCAAUGUUUUUAACCUGGCAUGUUUAUGGUUGUCGCUUGCUAUUGGUCCUGUCUAUUGCAGCUAGCGUCUCAUCUGCAGUUCAAAUGCCUCGUGGUGCAAACGGAGCAGCUAACUCUUUAGAAGCUCUACCAGAGCUAUCCGAAGCAGAUAUGGUUGUCUUUCUGGGUGACUUCAACUAUCGUCUUGAUGGAAUAUCUUAUGAUGAAGCAAGGGAUUUUAUUUCUCAGAGGUGCUUUGACUGGCUAAAAGAGAGGGAUCAGUUGCAUACAGAAAUGGAAGCUGGUAAUGUCUUCCAAGGAAUGCGUGAGGCAGUUAUCAGGUUUCCUCCCACAUAUAAAUUUGAAAAGAACCAACCUGGUUUAGCUGGGUAUGAUUCUGGGGAAAAGAAGCGUAUUCCUGCCUGGUGUGACAGAAUUUUGUACCGUGAUAGCCGUCCCAGUUCAGUUACCACGUGCAGCUUAGAUUGUCCUGUAGUAUCUUCAAUUUUGCAGUAUGAAGCUUGCAUGGAUGUGACAGACAGUGACCACAAACCUGUGCGGUGCAUAUUCGGUGUUCAAAUUGCCCGGGUAGACGAGUCAGUGAGGAGGCAAGAAUUUGGAGAAAUCAUUAGAUCUAAUGAGAGGAUCAAGUCAAUUCUCAAAGAACUAUGUAAAGUUCCAGAGGUAAUUGUCAGUACAAACAACAUAAUCCUCCAAAACAUGGAUGCAUCCAUCUUGCGCAUUACAAAUAAGUGUGGGACGGGCAAAGCUCUAUUUGAGAUUAUCUGUGAAGGUGAGACCACUGUUAGGGAUGACGGUCAAGCGUAUGAUCAUCGUCCAAGAGGUUCUUUUGGUUUCCCCCGGUGGCUUGAGGUAAGUCCAGUGGCUGGGAUUAUUGAGCCAAAUCAUAUCAUCGAGGUCAUGGUUCAUCACAAGGAUUUCCAAACAGUAGAGGAAUUUGUGGAUGGUAUCCCGCAAAACUGUUGGUGUGAAGACGCCAGGGACAAGGAAAUCAUAUUGGUAGUCAGGGUCCGCGGCAGCUGCACCACGGAGAUGAAAUGCCACCGUAUCCGCGUUCGUCACUGCUUCCUAGGCAAGACUGUUCACCAGAGUAAAAAACCCAGCGACUCUAACCAUCUCCCCGCGGCCGCAAAUCUCCUCCACCGCUCUGAUAUUCAGCAUCUUAGCUCUUCAACUGAUGUUUUUGACCACCUUAAGAGUAUACACAGCCCCUGAAGCAGUCCGAGGAUGGUGUUUCUAUGUCAACUCCGAGGCCUGCCCAUAUAAAUAACUGCCAGAGAAUCAAUCUCAUACUAGAACAAUUUUCAACAAGUCGAUUUUUUUAGGCUGUUCUCCUUGGACAUGCCCAUUCUUUUAAGCCUGUUUUGUUAGCCAAUCCUGUUAUACAAAUUCCAAAUUUAUUGUGUAUAGUAUUAUUAGCAUUUUAGACUCCCAGCCGGCAUCAGUUUUAAAUAUGUAAAUUUCUAGCUAUCUGAUAACACCAAACCUGAUGUCUGUACUGCUUCAAUUUUCAAUCCUUUUGUUUGUUUGUUAUUUUCUCUUAAA
Molecule: messenger RNA, 4017 nt
Organism: Ipomoea triloba (trilobed morning glory)
Lineage: Eukaryota; Viridiplantae; Streptophyta; Magnoliopsida; Solanales; Convolvulaceae
Product: type II inositol polyphosphate 5-phosphatase 15-like
Exons: 10
Coding region: 100-3687 (1195 amino acids)
Biological process (GO): phosphatidylinositol dephosphorylation
Molecular function (GO): protein binding; phosphatase activity
Source: RefSeq, a predicted model, not a curated record